Messenger RNA from Spodoptera litura, 1460 nucleotides. RefSeq lists its product as uncharacterized. The record is from RefSeq and is a predicted model, not a curated record. NCBI's taxonomy places the organism in Eukaryota, Metazoa, Arthropoda, Insecta, Lepidoptera, Noctuidae.
ACAUUUUGUAGCAAAGUCAGUUGUCUGGUCGAUUCGGAUCUUAAAACUAUAUCAACAUGAAAUUCCUGUUCGUUUUCGGAUUCUUGGUUUGCGGAGCUCUCUCCCUGCCCCUUGAUGCCGUCACUGGUGGUGCCUCCGGUGGUGAGCUGGGUGUUGGAGGUGGCAGUGUGUCUGAUACUGCUUCAGGAGUAACUGGCGGACUUGGAGGUCUCGGAGGUGAAGCUGGAGGACUCGGCGGUGCUGCUGGAGGACUCGGCGGUGCUGCUGGAGUUGGAUCCACAUCCGAAACGAAAUCUAUAACGAAAACGUUAACCGAAACCGAUGGCAAUUCAAAAUCUAAAAGUGCUAACGCGGUAACUGAUUCUGGGACAGUUGGAUCUGAGUCUGGUAGUGCAGUAGCUUCUGGCACUGGGUCCGGUGCUGGUACUGCUGUUGCAGGUGGCACUGGAUCUGGAUCAGGUGCAGCAGCUGCUACUGGCACUGUAGGAAACGCUUCUGGCGCGGCGGCAGCCACUGGUACUGGAACUGGAUCCGGUGCGGCAGCUGCAAGUGGUGCAGGUUCUGGUGGAGCAGCAGCGUCUGGUGCAGGUGCUGCUACUAGCGCUGGAAAAGGAGCUGGUGCUGCAGCUGCCUCUAGUGCAGGAUCUGGAUCCGGUACCUCAGCUGCCUCUGGCGCCGCUGCUGCCACUGGAUCUGGCACUACCGGUGUAACUGGCGCUGGUAGUGGAGCUGGCGCACUAUCUCUCGGAAGCGGUUCUGGCUCAGGUUUAUCUGGUGCUGGAGCCGGAGCUGGUGCGUUAGCCCUCGAUGGCGCUGGCACCGGUCUAACUGGUUCCUUAGCCGGAUCCGGCGCACUUGGUGUAUCUGGCUCGAAGUCAGGCUUAACUGCCAGUGGAUCAGCUGUCGGUUCCGGUUCUGUAGCUGGAAUCGGUACUGGAACCGGAGCUUUAGGCACAUCUGGCACGAUCAGCACCGAAAAUGGAGGGCUAGGUGUGUCUGGUGCCAUUUCUGAUAGCAAAUCGUUGUCUUUAAACCCACUUGAUAUUAUAUCUGGCGCGACUGGAUCGGGAUCGUUACCCGCGAUUAGCACUUUACCAGUGUCUGGCUUAUCUGGAUCCGAGAAGACGCCAGAUUGUGACAAGAAGACUGAGGCGCUCACUGGAACCCCGGACUUGGCUAAAAUUGAAAACGCAGCUGGUACAGCCCUCAAUGCCGCUGGUGGAGCCAGCGGAGCAGCUAACGUUGCUGACAUAGUGACUGCUGCUGGAUCCGGCACUGGUGGUCUUUCUGCCGUCAUCUGAAUGAAAUAAGUCGAGAAGAUAAAAUCCGUAUCGAUAGAAGAGAAUCUACAUAAUUUUGAGAAAAAGUAAACAAAUUUUGAAAAUGUUAGUUAAAUUCCUGGACAUGUUAUAAUAUCUGAAUAUACAUUAUAUAAAUAAAAUAAAGUUAUUUCAUUAUAA